AUGUCGCAAGACUCUAGCGUUCUGAACCUUCGCUUCGGCACUGAAGUGGAGCUUCUUGUCAAAAGCAAAAUCAAUGACCACGGAUCCUUUGAGUCAUUGGCCAGCGAUAUCAGCAAGGAGCUUACCGCUGCCAAGAUUCCCAACCAUGUCGCGGACAUUUUUGCAAAGGGGGACGAGAAGUACCAAGAUUGGUCCAUCGUCGAUGAACUAUCCAUCACCAGUAAGCGUAAGGAGUUUCGCUUCGGAGUAGAGCUCGUUUCUCCAAUCAUGGAGUUUUCUGAUCAAAAGUUUUGGGUUGGUCAAGUCGAUGCAGCAUGGAAAGCACUUGAAGGGGGGGAAGUUGGACCCUAG
This is a messenger RNA of Hirsutella rhossiliensis, 351 nucleotides long. RefSeq names its product putative amidoligase enzyme domain-containing protein. NCBI's taxonomy places the organism in Eukaryota, Fungi, Ascomycota, Sordariomycetes, Hypocreales, Ophiocordycipitaceae. The coding region runs from base 1 to 351 and encodes 116 amino acids. The transcript has 3 exons. The record is from RefSeq and is a predicted model, not a curated record.